CUCAAAGAAGUAUCCGGGUUCUGUUCACUCUUCAUGACUUGUCGAUCAAUCAGCCCUUUAUAUCAGCCCUUUAACCUUGGGGGAGUCUUCUUUCUACCCUAUUUCCCCCUUAGAGUUUAUUUUACUACUUACUGUUCGUUUUCUAUACUUUGUUAUCCUCUCUCCCCUUUAUUGGACCCCCCUCAUCGAGGGCUACUUUUUAGCUACAUUCACGAUGACACCCCAAUUGCGAAGCUCAGGAAAGGUUCCACUUGGUAAAGGUCAACCAUAUAAACUAGCGACAAAUAAGACGUCAAAUAAACCUUCGACAAAACGAAAGGCAUCGAAUCAAACUGGCUCCCAAGCAAAGAAAUCGAAAAAGACGGCUAGGCCGGAAUUUGAUUGUGUUCUAUGUUUCAAGUAUGGUAUAAGAGGAGACAGAUUGAAAGGGCACGAGGAUAAAUGCCCUAAUCGCCAUGUAAAAUGCGCAUGUAGGAGAUUGUGCAAAGAUCGAUACGAAGCGACAUCUCACGGUUGCUUCAAAUCCGAUACAGGAGAUGACCUCCUAAAAGGAGAAUGGUGCCAUUCGGAGAUUCAAACGGUCAAGCUAUUAUAUAUAUGGGAUGGUGCUCCUGAAAACAGACUCUGUCUAUUUCCAGGAAGGUCAGCAGAAGACUUGCGCCGUAUGUCGGAAAUUCGUUGGAUUCGGUGCCCAGUCUGCAACUACGCAGCGACGGAAACAAGAAUACUUUUUGAACAGCAAUGUUCCAACUGUCAUUCCGAUGAGCUACCUGUGUGUGGAAUCUGCUCAAAAAACACAAAUCACACCUUGUGCGGAACUAAAGAAAGGUUUAUCGACACCCAUAACCCCUGCGCAGUUGACGACUAUUUCAAAAUGUGCUUCAGAUACAUGCCCGAGAGUGCUCUUGAAAAGCUGGUAUGUCAAUGGAACUUGGGAUAUCUGAAUGAGUCUUAUGCGAGAUUGAAGCCGAACGUUGAUCAACAUGAGCAAAAUGUCGAAGCCGCGGUUUCGAUAUUGAAAACUCCACAUGCUCGGCAGAACAUCCUGUCCGAGCAUAGAGACGAUUGGGGCUUUACCCCGGCCUGGAGUGAGCUUCUAAAGAAGUUGCAAAGACUCGCUGAGAGUAAUUCUCAAUCUCUAUCAACGCGUCGGGCCAAGCGAUAUCUUGCAGUUGACCACUUCAUAUUCGACCCGAAGACAUUCAAGAUCAAGAUUGAAGAAAAGACAAAGUUUCCUAACGCCAUAGUACCGCAGGGCGGCCGUGGCUACUGCUUCGAGGAAGUUCUCAGUAGACUAUUUUCAGUCUCGUGGGGGGAACACAAGAAAGAGCGAAUAAAACUCACAAUGGAUCCAAGGAAGCCUGUUGCCCGGGCGAAAGAUUACCUGUUUUGCAAGCCAUGCCGUUUUGCCACAUUGGUGGUAGGCCAUUACUUGUCGCAUAAUAUAUCCAGCCACCCAGAAAAAAAGAACCCAGAAUUCUAUCAGUGUCUGAUAUGCGGAGAGGAGUUGAACAUAUACUCUCGCGACCAUGAAUGCAGAGUCACCUCGCGGGAAGUGCGAUUUGGCACGCGAGACCUUUUCAUGGCGUACUGGCUGAAAUUCAUGGAAAUCAAUCUCGAUACAUUGAGAGAAUUGCUGUCCGCUUGGGUUGAUUUGAAAAGCCCGGUAUGUUCAGAAUUCAGAAAGUACCUCGAAUCACGUCUGGAAAUCAAGAAACCUACAAAACAAGAUUUAAUCUAUCCUUUAUGCGUGCUAUUACGGUGGGUCAUUCGGUCCCGAGAAAAGAAGGAAAGCCCCCGUUUAGUUCUUCAGAACCUUAUGGGAAAGACGAAAGUCAAAAACAAAACAUCCAAAACCUUGAACUUUAUAUUCAACAUAGCUCUGGAGGAGCAGAGCUUUUUCCUUAAAGAUCUGACUCGGAAUAUUUAUGGUAUGCAAGAAGAACUGGAGAUCCCGAAAGUAGUGGGAGAUUGUGGUGUCGAUAUACUUCAAAGCCUUGAGCCGCGUUAUCAUCCUGAGUGGGAACUGUCUAUCACUCCACCACAAUCGACGGAAGCCCACGGUUACCAAAGAUUUGACAGCUCCACGAUGGAGAACGCACAAGGGGAUGCGAUUCAUGUCCAAAGCCAGAGUUAUGAAGCUGGAACUGCUUCUAAACCUGCGCCAGUCGUUGAAAUACUUUCCGACGAGGAUACAGAUUCUAUCAACGGAAUGGAAGCUCAUAGCAAUGAGGACGACGCCAUGUCAAGCGCGGUAGCUUCAAGAAGUGACCUUGGCCAAGCGGAAAGUGAAAACUUGUCUGACGGUGGCUUUUAUCAUUGUAGAGAAGCGAGUCAAGCAGAAGAGAGCAUUGACGAUGACGACGACGACGAUGACGAAAGACAGGGUGAUUCGGAAAACUCCAGCAACCAGCACAAUAGAUACAUCCAAGGGUCGAAAGAAGAACACAGACAUGAUCGUUUUAUCAGUAGUAUUGACCUGCAAACCCCGGUAGAGAAGUUGAAGGAACUGGACAAAGACCUGACAGACAAGCACUUGGAAGAUCUCAAUUGUCAUCACUUUGAUGAUAUUGAUUUGAACCUUCGAAACCUCGUACGUCUCAAAACCGCAUUGAAGUCGCUUUUAGAGGCAUACGAACCCGUCCAAAAGUCAAUUCCUCAACCCUUCUCACUGGAAUGGUCUGACCAGAUGGUCGACGGUAUCGAUCUGAAAACCCCGACGGAGCAGUUGAAGAAGCUGGAGCAGACCAUGGCUGAAAAGCAGUGCGAAGACCUGAGAUGUGGUCGAUAUGAGACUCUCGCUUUGGAUGGUGGAAAACUUACACGUUUUGGCCGGGCGAUGAAAGCUUUUGUACCAGCAAGCGUUGCUGUCCAACAAGUGCUGGCGACUUGGGAAAGCCACACAGGCUAAGCGUCAAACUUGGAUAACAUAAUGUAAGCUAUUUCACUUAUUCAAUUGUAUGAUGAUGUUCUAAAUGAUUUAUAAACUGAGAAACUCAACCAGACGAAGUGGCGCACGUUACAAUUGCAUUC
This is a messenger RNA of Fusarium redolens, 3033 nucleotides long. RefSeq lists its product as uncharacterized. NCBI's taxonomy places the organism in Eukaryota, Fungi, Ascomycota, Sordariomycetes, Hypocreales, Nectriaceae. The coding region runs from base 215 to 2911 and encodes 898 amino acids. The record is from RefSeq and is a predicted model, not a curated record. The transcript has 2 exons.